AUGGCUUCGAACCUAUGCUCUACGCACUCUGUGGCCUCAAAUGUAUACGAAUUUGUGGAGGAACAUGGGCGGACAUAUCACAAAUACAAGCAGGGGAAAUAUGUGCUUCCGAACGACACAGAGGAGCAGAACCGAUUGGAUCUGCAACAUCAUAUGGCGCUGAAGGUUUUAGAUGGAAAGUUGCAUUUGGCUCCUAUACCCAACACUGUGGAGAAUACGCUGGAUGUUGCGACGGGAACGGGAAUAUGGGCCAUUGAAUUCGCGGAGCAAUACCCAUCCACCAGCGUCACCGGAAGUGAUCUGAGUCCUAUUCAACCUAAAUUCUUGCCUGCGAACUGCCUAUUCGAGAUCGAUGAUGCGGGGGACGAGUGGGUAUACUCGAAGAAGUUUGAUUAUAUUCAUAUUCGAUUCGUCAUGACUUGCUUCCCGAAUCCGAAGGCGGUGAUCGAACAAGCGUACAAGACAUGUGCGCCUGGUGGCUAUCUGGAGAUGAUGGAUGGCGUUUUUCCUUUGCGUUGCCACGACGAUUCCCUUGAGGGCACUGUGUUGGAUGCCUGGGCGAAGAGUUGCCACGAAGCAGGAACUAAAAUGGGACGGCCUUGGAAUAACACCCCGAAUUAUAAGGGAUGGAUGGAAGAGGUUGGGUUUGAGGACGUGAAUGAGAGGAUCUUCGAGGUUCCAACAAACCCUUGGCCUAGGGAAAGAAAGGCCAAGGAGCUGGGGAUGUGGUUUAACGCGGAUCUGCAGGAGGCGUUGGGUGCUAGCAGAGCGUUGUUUAUAAAGGCUUUGGAGUGGCCGCCAGACAAAGUCGAUGCAUUCUUACAGGAGGUCAAGGACGAUCUGAUGAAAAGGGAGAUCCGUGCGUACAUGCCAAUCCAUGUUCUUUAUGGAAGAAAACCACUUCGUUAA
Hyaloscypha bicolor E is the source of this 909-nucleotide messenger RNA. Its product is annotated as S-adenosyl-L-methionine-dependent methyltransferase. The record is from RefSeq and is a predicted model, not a curated record. Gene Ontology annotation, molecular function: methyltransferase activity. The transcript is spliced from 2 exons. Bases 1 to 909 code for a protein of 302 amino acids. Lineage: Eukaryota; Fungi; Ascomycota; Leotiomycetes; Helotiales; Hyaloscyphaceae.